UUGUUUUAUUACGUAUUUUUGUCGAGAAGUUAACUCCCGCAAGUUUCCUGGCAUUAUUUCCUACAACUGACUUAAUAUGUGUCAUUUGAUUAACGAGCUCGAUGCGUUCCGGGUGGCAGAGUGAGGUUAUGUUGCACAGCCCUCUUCGCCACGAGUGGGAUUACCGACUUUUAAGUCCUCCUUGAGAUUAAUCGUAAUGUCAGCGAGAACGUGCUUGUCCAGGGUUAUCUCCGCUGGAUUUAGAGAUUUACAAUUUAGAGAUCUUCACGUGGUAUCGAGACUUAGUCACUCAGAGCAAGAUGUUGAGGCUAGGCGUAAGGAAGUUAUGUCUCGAGGUCUCCCGAAACAGAAACCGAUCGAAGGUGUUAAACAAAUUUUACUCGUAGCUUCUGGGAAAGGAGGCGUAGGUAAAUCGACUACGUCUGUAAAUUUAGCAAUCGCGAUAAAGCUUCUCGAACCUGAGAAAUCUGUAGGACUGUUAGAUGCAGAUGUCUUUGGGCCGACUAUUCCACUGAUGAUGAAUCUUCAUCAGUCACCUAUCUUAAACAAAGACAGUCUAAUGGAACCCCUCAUAAAUCAUGGCAUUAAGUGCAUGUCAAUGGGAUUUUUAAUAGACGAGAAGUCACCCGUGAUCUGGAGAGGGCUCAUGGUAAUGAGUGCGUUAGAGAAACUGAUAAGACAGGUUGCAUGGAGUCCGGUUGAUUAUUUAAUCAUAGACACGCCACCAGGGACAGGUGAUACGCAUUUAUCCCUGGUUCAAAAUAUUCCAAUUAGUGGUGCACUUCUUGUAACGACUCCCCAAAGGGCUGCCUUAGAUGUAACACGGAGAGGAGCAGUUAUGUUCCGAAAACUGAACGUCCCAUUAGCUGGUAUCGUGGAGAAUAUGUCAAAUAUCAUCUGUCCGAACUGUACUUCCGAUAUUCCUCUUUAUGGCAAAGGAACGGCAUCAUUGGCCGAAGAACUUGGAAUAUCCGUAAUGCAAAAAGUGCCUCUGCAUAAUGACGUCUCCGAAAGUGGAGACACAGGAAAGCCAAUUGUACUCGCAAAGCCUGAUUCGGUCCAAGCCUUGGCAUUCAAAGAAUUAGCAAAGAACGUGACUUCCUUCUUAGCCAAACAAUCUGUGAAUUCGGACAAUCAUCCCACCAGUAUCCAUUCGAGUGAGAACGCGGAAGUGCAUGAGGUUCCCAUGAGCGUUCUCAUUAGACCCUUCCCACCAGAUGUAAACGAGGAAAAAGUGAAAAGUUUAAUGGAGACCUUAAAAAAUCCAGACACAGAAUCUUCCGUACCACCUGUCGAUGUUCUUUGGAUUACAGGUCGUGAAGGAGGCGAUUACUUUUACUCGUUCGGAGGAUGUCACCGAUACAUUGCUCAUCAACGCCUUGGUAAGCCCUCGAUAAAAGCAAAGUUAGUAAAAUCAACGAUAACAGACUUACGAAGCUACCUGGGAACAUCGACGCCAGACCUGAAGUAAAUCUACCGUUCUUUCAAAGAACAGUAACUUUGUAGAUAUGAUAUUUGUACUCACACCCAUGUUAACCGUAUUCCGAAUAACAAUUCAUAUGAUAUAAAAUUCUUUGAUACUUUA
Messenger RNA from Orussus abietinus, 1585 nucleotides. RefSeq names its product putative sulfiredoxin. Gene Ontology annotation, cellular component: cytoplasm; mitochondrion. Bases 197 to 1471 code for a protein of 424 amino acids. NCBI's taxonomy places the organism in Eukaryota, Metazoa, Arthropoda, Insecta, Hymenoptera, Orussidae. Gene Ontology annotation, molecular function: ATP binding; sulfiredoxin activity; ATP-dependent FeS chaperone activity. The record is from RefSeq and is a predicted model, not a curated record. Gene Ontology annotation, biological process: iron-sulfur cluster assembly; cellular response to oxidative stress; mitochondrial respiratory chain complex I assembly. The transcript has 6 exons.